AUGGGGCCGCCGCCGAAUCCCUUUCGACUGCACAGAUCCACGCGGAGAACUACCAACAAUCGCCUGAGUCUGCAGUUUGACACCGAUGAUGGCUCCGGCACUGCGUCUGGUUCCGGCUCAGACUCGGAGCCGGAUCUCAGUCAUUUGGGAAUGACGAGGCGAGGCAUGGCAGCCGUGCUGGAACAGCAGGCCGCCCAGAUGACGUACGACGACGACGCCAUGUCUCAGGGCCAGUACGAUGCCGAGGAAGCGAGCCUCGAUGAGAAUCUCGACGAAAAUCUUGAUGAAAACGACGAGGAGAACGUCGACGACCAGAUCGAAGGGGAACAGGAGCCUCUCGCAAUGAUGGACCCGGGUGUCUUUGGCCUCAAAGAAAUUUCCAACCUGGGAAAGUUUACCGUGAGCAGUCAUAAACCAGGCAAUGGGGUUGAGCAGCUCCGGAGCGAUGACCUCACCUCAUACUGGCAAUCAGAUGGCCCGCAGCCUCACAAACUCACCAUCUACUUUGUCAAGAGAGUGGGCAUCCGAGACAUUCGCUUUUACGUCAACUACAACGAGGAUGAGUCAUAUACACCCACCAAAAUCAUCUUCAAGUCUGGUACGAGCGAGAACAAUCUCAUCCAGUUCGCCGCCAUGAACCUCGCGAGCCCCGUGGGCUGGCAACAAGUGCCUCUCGCAGGAGUUGGCGGUGAGCCUGACGGUAACACCCUGGUGUCUUGGGUGCUGCAGAUGCAAAUUCUGGAGAAUCACCAGAACGGCAAGGACACGCAUCUACGAGGCAUCAAAAUCUACGCCUUCGACGCCGACGCUGUCCAACAAUCCGACCCGGAAAAUUCUCGCUUGGAGGAUUUGAUGGAUACAGCUGCAGUUGCCGGAAGCCGCCGUAGGGCUUCUGGGAAUCCCAGACUGGACGAGAUUGCGCAAACUCUGGCUGCGGCCAGACUCGAGGCGGGCGACUCUGGCUUUACCCUCCCUGACUUCAUGAGAGAUCCGGAGAUUCGAUGA
Molecule: messenger RNA, 1005 nt
Organism: Trichoderma citrinoviride
Lineage: Eukaryota; Fungi; Ascomycota; Sordariomycetes; Hypocreales; Hypocreaceae
Product: galactose-binding like protein
Exons: 3
Coding region: 1-1005 (334 amino acids)
Biological process (GO): anaphase-promoting complex-dependent catabolic process; protein K11-linked ubiquitination
Cellular component (GO): anaphase-promoting complex
Source: RefSeq, a predicted model, not a curated record